This is a messenger RNA of Mesocestoides corti, 1503 nucleotides long. Lineage: Eukaryota; Metazoa; Platyhelminthes; Cestoda; Cyclophyllidea; Mesocestoididae. The record is from the annotation of a GenBank genome assembly.
AUGCCAGACUUGCCAUCAGAGUUGAUCGCUCAAAGAUAUUGCUGCGGUUCUUUAUGCAACCCAAGAAGCCCUGUUCAUCGCUAUGCCAUGCUCUUUUUUAUUUGUCUAAUGUCGUUUGGGAGUUAUUUUUGUUAUGACAACCCUGCUGCCUUGCAAGACGCAUUUUUAACUGAUCUUAAUUUAUCUGUCGCACAGUUCAUGAACCUCUAUGCUUUCUAUUCGUGGCCCAACGUCAUACUCAGCUUUAUUGGUGGCCUUUUUAUAGACCGAGUCAUUGGGAUCCGUUGGGGUGCUAUACUGUUUUCCUCCAUAAUUUUUUUUGGACAGUGCCUUUUUUCACUUGGUUCUUUUCUUUCAAGUGUUUAUUUGAUGUAUUUUGCUCGGUUUGUAUUCGGCGUCGGUGGAGAGUCCUUGUCAGUUGCACAAAACGCCUACGCCACGGCAUGGUACCCGCCAAACGAGCUCAAUUUCGUUUUCGGGCUCUCGCUUAGUGUAGCCCGAAUCGGCUCGACUGUCAACAUGAACACCAUGCGGCCGCUUUACAAGGCUAUGGGCUCGGCAUUCCACCUCACAGGUGGUAAACGCAUGGCAGCGACGUUGCUUGUUGCAUCUGUGACCUGUUUAUUUUCGAUUGGCUGUGCAAUAUCACUUGCAUUUUUUUAUCGAAGAUACGUUAAAGCUCGACUAGAGUCACUGCUAUCUGUCGAAACCUCUGGCGAAUCGUCCCAGGAGGCGGCAGCGCCUCAGGAAGAAGUCAUCCAGCUAAAAGACAUCCUGCACUUUCCUCCGCCAAUCUGGCUCAUUUGCAUCAUUUGUGUUGCCUACUACGUUACCGUAUUUCCUUUAAUCAGUCUUGGACUUGUGUUCUUCAAGCGCAAGUACGGCCUCGACCCCGCCCACGCAGCCGCACUCAACAGCCUCGUGUUCAUUGUCUCCGCCGUCGCGAGUCCCAUCGUCGGCGCCGCCAUCGACUUCUUCGGCUACAACCUCACCUGGGUGACGGUGGGCAUCGCGAUGGCGGCGACCUGUCACGCCUGCUUCGCGUUCACCGCCGCCCUGCCCUCGCCCUUCCUGCUGAUGCUCUGCCUCGGCUUGAGCUACUCCAUCCUCGCGAGCAGCCUGUGGCCUCUGGUGGGGGUGGUGCUCCCCCAGCACCAACGCGCAACCGCCUACGGACUUGUGCAAUCCGUCCAGAAUCUGGGUUUGGGGCUGGCGUCCUUCCUCGCCGGCUACAUUGUCGACACGAAGGGCUACAUGGUGCUCGAGAUGUUCUUUCUCAUGUGCAACGCAUUCGCCCUACUAGCGACGGUGUUGCUCUUCCUGUGGGAUGUGAAAAACGGCCGUCGCUUGAAUUCGGCCCACACGCGGACAAAGGCGACGCCUGUUAAGCCUGAAGAAGAAGCAGAAGUUGGAGGAGGAGGCGGUGGCAGCGGCGGCGGCGAAGAUGAGGAAGAAGAAGACGCGCCACCGACGUCCUCUGACACGGCACCACUUGUUUCCUGA